GAAGCCCCUAACAAAGAUCCAAAGGCACAUGAUUAGGAAAUAGGGUCCAGUGGUCCGCAAUCUUAUCUCAGUGCAAAACACCUGUUCUGUGAAGGACUCAGAGUUUGUUAGAGAGCAUUACUGAACAAACAGCAACAUGAAGACCAAGGAGCUCACCAAACAGGUCAGAGAUAAAGUUGGGGAGAUGUACAGAGCAGGGUUAGGUUAUAUAAAAAAUAUCCCAAGCUAUGAACAUCUCAGGAGCACCAAAUAAAAAAAAACCUCCCGAAACCUCGCCUGACGGUCGGCGCUCGGUUACGCUGAGCUGCCCAACUCCCAACCCGGAGGAGAUGCAUCGGAUUAAAGCAAAAGAACAAGAGACCUCAGCGGAGGCGGGUGAUUCUUAGUAAAGCCUUAUACAUGGACAGUUCGCUACAAGUCACUGGGUGAAUAUCCUUUGUACAUCUGCAUUGCUGGAAAUCAAGAGAAAUAAGUAGAUAAAACCUUUGGCUAUAAUGCGAUCCCGCUGAUCUGCAUGUUUUUUUAUAUGAGCUGCACCAUGAAAUCCAUCAUCAGAAAAUGGAAAGAAUAUGGCGCAACCGCAGCCCUUAUUGGUUGCUCCUUAGCCGACCACACUUGCUCAAUAACAUAUGUGCGGAUUGAGUAAAUGGCGCCUCCACUAGCGGUGGCGUUGAGUGCGGUAGAUGAGGACGGACACUUGGUCCAGCACCUGACACGCAAAGUCGUCUAAACACAACUAAACCGUCUCCAUCUAUUGCGCCAUAAAGGGACUUUAGCACAGACGUGUUAAUACGAUCGCCAUGUGAUUCCGGGCGCCACCUCCCUGGUUGUCACCUCUCCGGUUACUUCUUGUUGGCAGCAGAGGAUCCGGUACAGGGCUCCCCGGGGCCUCUCGCCAACAUGGCAGGAGCCGAUGCCGUGCAUUGUACCUGAGCAGCGUGGCAGGGCCGGCUCCCCACACCUCCAUUCUUACUGUUUAACCACAGGCUCACACUUUGGAGUUUGACCCCAGAUGCGGAGUGUCUCCGACCAGAAGGAAUUCUGCCGAAUACAUCUCUUUCUUCUUCUGCCCCCGGGUCUGAGAGGACGCAUCCAGCGGGCACUGGCUUUGAUGCAGAUCAUUCCCAAGUAUCGACUCUGUAUCCUGGAAUAUGGAGACCACUACGCCCCAGAAUAAUGGAACGGGGGACCCCUUCCCCAAAAAGUCGCUGGAAGCUGUGGACAUCGUGGUUCUCGUCUUGUACUUUGUAUUUGUACUGGGAGUCGGUUUGUGGUCGAUGUGGCGCACAAAGAGGAGCACAGUCAAGGGUUACUUCCUGGCGGGAAAGGACAUGGUCUGGUGGCCUGUGGGGGCCUCCUUGUUUGCAAGUAAUGUGGGCAGCGGGCACUUCAUUGGCUUGGCAGGAUCAGGAGCGGCUUCAGGAAUUGCUGCCAAUGCCUAUGAAUGGAAUGGCCUCUUCUGUGUCUUGGUGUUGGCUUGGUUGUUCCUCCCUAUUUAUUUAUCAGCCGGGGUCACCACCAUGCCCGAAUAUCUACAGAGGCGCUUUGGAGGAAAACGGAUCCAGAUUUAUCUCGCCAUCCUCUACCUGUUCAUCUACAUAUUCACCAAGAUAUCUGUGGACAUGUAUGCCGGUGCACUAUUUAUCCAGCAGGCUCUGCACUGGGAUCUCUACGUGGCAGUGAUCGGAUUACUUGUCAUCACGGCGAUCUAUACCGUGGCCGGAGGCCUGGCUGCGGUCAUCUAUACCGACACGUUGCAGACGGUCAUCAUGAUCAUCGGGGCUCUUAUUCUUAUGGUCUUUAGCUUCAUAGAGGUUGGCGGCUAUACAAGUCUGGAGGAAAAAUACUUUACUGCCAUCCCAUCCAUACGCAACGAGAACAGUAGUUGUGGGAUCCCCAGAGAAGACGCGUUUCACCUCUUCAGGGACCCGGUCUACUCAGAUCUGCCAUGGCCUGGUGUCCUGGUGGGGAUGACCAUUCCAUCUAUCUGGUAUUGGUGCACUGAUCAGGUGAUUGUGCAAAGAUCCUUGUCUGCGAAGAACCUCUCUCACGCUAAGGGCGGCUCGUUGUUGGCAGCUUAUAUCAAGUUCUUACCCCUGUUCAUGAUGGUGCUUCCUGGAAUGAUCAGCAGGGUCCUCUUCACAGAUCAGGUGGCCUGCGCAGAUCCUGAACUCUGUAAGUCAAUCUGUGGAAACCCUUCAGGAUGUUCUGAUAUAGCGUACCCCAAGAUGGUGAUUGAAUUACUGCCCAUAGGACUGCGUGGUCUGAUGAUGUCGGUGAUGAUUGCUGCCCUAAUGUCCUCGCUGACCUCCAUAUUUAAUAGUGCCAGCACGAUUUUCACCAUGGAUCUAUGGCGUCACCUCCGCCCUCACUCUAGGGAGUGGGAACUCAUGAUAGUGGGGAGGGUCUUUGUACUGGUGCUGGUUGUCGUGUCCAUUCUGUGGAUCCCCCUGGUCCAGGCCAGCCAAGGCGGUCAGCUCUUCAUCUACAUCCAGUCUAUAAGUUCCUACCUACAACCUCCCGUGGCCGUGGUCUUCAUCGCUGGAUGUUUUUGGAAACGGACCAACGAAAAGGGAGCAUUCUGGGGCCUGACCAUAGGGCUGGUGCUUGGUAUAAUUCGCAUGGUGUUGGACUUUGUCUACGCCACACCAAGAUGCGAUCAGCCCGACACUCGGCCGGCGGUGGUGAAGUACAUACACUACCUGUAUUUCUCCAUGAUCCUCGCACUGCUGACUCUCAUAGUCGUGGUCUCUGUCAGUCUGUGGACUGCGCCCCCAACCAAGGAAAUGGUUAGUCGCCUGACCUGGUUCACGCGUUUCGAUAAAAGAGAAGGAAGUUCGGAAAUAAGAGAUGUCGUCAAGACGAACAGUGUGGUAGAGACCCCCACCGAGACAGAUCAGCCCAACACCUGUAGCAACAAGUCCACAGAUGACGUAGCCUUCACCAUCCGCCUUAAGAAAGCCAUCCUCUGGUUAUGUGGAAUGGAAAAGAACAAGGAAAAAGAGGGGGAGGAGACCCCGAUUGCACCAGAAGAGCCCCCUGAAGUUUUGCUCUACGAAGAUCCACUGGUCAAAAGGUUCCUGAACGUUAACCUCCUCGUCUGCACGAGCGCCGCUGUCUUUCUUUGGGGUUAUUUUGGCUAAGCCGGAAACACGCCAUGUACCACCCCAUGGAAAGAGCCCUUUUUUUUUUUUUUUAGGACGCAUCACUGUCAUGUGAACUCUCAGGGCUCAACAUCCUUCUCCGGAACAUCAUCAUCACACUACGGCAGUGGUCCGCAGGUUGAAGACCACUGCACUACGGUCUUCUAGCAGAGGAGCUAGGGUAGAUCAUGACCUCGCAGAGCAGGCAUGAAACAGCAGUGAUCCCCAAAAUGUGGCCUUUCAUCUGUUGCAAAACUAAUACUCCCAGCAUGCAGCAUUCAGUAGUGUAAUCUUGCAACAGUUGGUGUGGGGGGUUACUGAUCCAACUAUCAUUUGAUAAAGUUUAUUAAAAUGGAAAAAAAAAAAAGUGCCUUUUAUGGUCCACCUAUGAUGGGCGUUACUUUUAUUUAUGGAAAUGUUACUCUAUUUUUUUGGAAUUUCUGAAUAAAACCCAAAGUGUCCAGGUAAAAGUUUGGUAUGAGGUUCUUCUAUUUGGCUUGUUAUUACAACCACCUCUAGGGCGGCGCACUGCGUAUCAUUGUAUACUAUUCAGGCUACAAAUAUAUGUCUAUCCAGUUCAGCUGUUGCAAAACUACAACUCCCAGCAUGGGUUGGCUGUCCGAGCAUGCUGGAAGUUGUAGUUUUGCUACAGCUGGAGGCAUGCUGGUUGGGAAACACAGAUCCUGAGAGUAUUUCUCAUUCUCUACAUUUUAGGGACAGGAACAGAUCUGGGCUGUUGGCCAGUAGUACACACACAGUUACUUCCUCCCUUAGUUGUCCAAUCACAGCACAUACAUAUCCAUCCAGUUCAGCCUUUUAACCUGUAUGGCAGUGUUCCCCAACCAGUUUGCCUUCAGCCGUUGCAAAACCAUAACUCCCAGCAUAUUGAGAGUUGUAGUUUUGCAAUAGCAGGAAAGACUAUUGAUGGGGGAACACCGACAUAUAUUGAUCUCAAUGGAAGCUGUAACAGCUCUACUAUCUCUGGCCGCUCCCAUAGACCAUGCAUGCAUACCCACCGCUCCAUUCCAAUGGGAGAUUUGGGACCCCAUUCUCUAAAUCCCAGGGGUUAUGGAGAACAUGCACUUACCUUAGUCUUAAUGGAUGCAUGGAUGACCCCUCUAAAGGAGUUAUCCAGGAUUAGAAAAACAGCGCCACCUCUCAGGUUGUGUGUGAUAUUGCAGCUCAGUUCCAUUGAAGUAAAUGAAGCUAAGUUGUAAUACCCCACACAACCUGAGAGCAGGGGUGGUG
Molecule: messenger RNA, 4391 nt
Organism: Hyla sarda
Lineage: Eukaryota; Metazoa; Chordata; Amphibia; Anura; Hylidae
Gene: SLC5A11
Product: solute carrier family 5 member 11
Exons: 17
Coding region: 1152-3143 (663 amino acids)
Biological process (GO): transmembrane transport
Cellular component (GO): plasma membrane
Molecular function (GO): D-glucose:sodium symporter activity
Source: RefSeq, a predicted model, not a curated record